Messenger RNA from Caretta caretta (loggerhead turtle), 9538 nucleotides. RefSeq names its product protocadherin 17 (gene PCDH17). Gene Ontology annotation, biological process: homophilic cell-cell adhesion. Gene Ontology annotation, molecular function: calcium ion binding. Lineage: Eukaryota; Metazoa; Chordata; Testudines; Cheloniidae. Gene Ontology annotation, cellular component: plasma membrane. The record is from RefSeq and is a predicted model, not a curated record.
UAAAAGUGCAGCUGGAUCCGACACCCUCCUCUUUCUUCCCCUCUCUCUUUUUUCCUUCAAAACAUGAAUCUGAUUUCUCUGUCUAUAGCGUGAGUCAGAAAAGCGUUAGGAAGAAGCUGCAACUAAUGUCUGUGAAGGGAGGAACAUGAGGCGAUAGUGAAUGUGAUUUGUUCUGCUGGAUCUGACUCAUCCAGCAGAUUGAAACACCUGCAUUUCUGGAUGUGUCAAUCAUUUCUUUUCGGCUGUUAAAAGAACCUGAAAUAAAAUUUAACACUCCCCCCAUAUAUACCUAUACAUAAUAUCACUGGGGAGGUAAAUCAUCCCUGGUGAACGCAUCUGGCAUUGCAGCCGCUCUUUCCCCAUACACCAAGAUGCACAGAAAGACUAUUACAGCUUGAAAAGACUGCAAAAUGCAUCACACCAAACACUGAAUUGUAUUUGUUUUAUUCCAAAAGAAUUGUCGAUCAAAAUAUUUGCCUCUUUUAUUCAUCGCCAAGAUUCCCCCUCCCCUAAAUGAAGAGGACUAGGAGGCAGUGUCAUUGGAAGGAGAUGCUGAAUAGAAAGAAAAGAGAGGCACUUGACAGCUCAGCCUUGUGAAUGCAGAGACUGUUUCCCUUUUAGCGAGAGACUAAGAGAGUGUGUGUGUGGUGGGUUGCUUUUAUUUUUUUGUUCCUCCUCGCCCUCUUUUUUUAAAUCAGUGCAUCCAGCCAUGGGUUGCCUGUUGAUUUCCUCUCGAGUAGAGAGAAAAGCAAACUGGAAUUAAACUGCAUCGAAAAGUGCGGCUCCACAGACACACACACACACGCAGUGUGAGUGAGAGAGAGAGGAGAGGAUGUGGUGGUGGUGGCGGCUACUGGCCUGUCUUAAAGAAACCCAAGUGUGCAUUUGAUUGAGCACAGCCUGUGAUUUAAAAAAAAAACAAAAACAAAAAAAAAACCACAUCUAUCGCUAGUGGUGACGAGCAGCUGGUGGGUUUCUUAAUCCCCCCCCCAAAAAAAAAAAAAAAGAAAAGAAAAGAAGAGAGGGAGGCUAGUGGCGCGGGUAGAGAAAGGAAACUACAAAUCCGGACACUAGUUUUCACACUGCAAUUUCCCUCCCCUCUUUUUGUUGUUCGGCAAGGAAAGAGUGAGCGUGGAGGAGCCGGCGAGGGGGAAAUACCGAUGGCAGCGAGAUGCAGUUCUCCGCCGCAAGCAAUGCAAGAUUAGAUCUCUAAAUGCAGCAAAACACUCCCUGAAAACCAACAACCCCGCGGUGCAAUCAGACAUUUCACUGCCUCUCACUGCACACGGAGCGGGCUUCUACACAGGCGAGAGACUCUUUUUACCCCCCUCCCCCGCUAUCUCCCCCUCCUACCCACCCUCCACUCCAUCAGUCGCAUCACAAGCAAUGAGUAGCAAAUAAGCGUUUUCUGUUUACGGUCCUGCUUCCCAACAGCCAACUCCUUUUUCUAUAUAUUUUUUUUUAAUUUCUUGGACUGAUCUGGAAAACCACCACUGCCACCGAUCAUUUUUUAUACUCUUUGUAAAUCGGCGGAUAUUAAAGGGGAAAAAAAUCAAACAACCAUUCGGAUCCGUCUAAAGAAAAAGGUAUAUUUUUAUUCUCCUCCUCCUCCUCCUCCUCCAGCUGAAGUUGGGCAGCCUAAGUAACUGUGCGGGGAUUGUGUGGCCGCAGAAGCGCUUGAUUUGAGGCUGCUUUUCUCUCGCUCUCUCGCCCCUCCCUGCGAGCUACAUGCUCCAUUUGCUGCCCCGCAUCCUGUGUCUCUGCAGAUGUUUUAGAGCAACAGGUUCAGCAACUUAAAACACAGGGGUGGGGAGCGGGAACAGAAGAAGGGAGCGGGAAGAAGGCGGCGGAGGAAGAGGGGGCAGGGGCCACCCUGGUGCUGCCGCAGCUGCCACCACCCCCUGGCUCGGGGAUGUACCUUUCCAUUUGUUGCUUCUUCUUCUGCUGGGCUCCUGCCCUGACUCUGAAGAACCUGAAUUAUUCGGUGCCGGAGGAGCAGGGGGCGGGCACGGUGAUCGGGAACAUCGGCAGGGAUGCCCGGCUGCAAGCGGGGGCGGGCGGGCCGGCGCCGCCGCCGCCGGCGGAGCGGGGAGGCGGCCGGGGAGCCAAGUCGACGUUCCGCGUGCUGGAGAACUCGGCGCCGCACCUGCUGGACGUGGACGGCGAGAGCGGGCUGCUCUACACCAAGCAGCGCAUCGACCGCGAGGCGCUGUGCCGCCGCAGCGCCAAGUGCCAGCUCUCGCUGGAGGUCUUCGCCAACGACCAGGAGAUCUGCAUGAUCAAGGUGGAGAUCCAGGACCUGAACGACAACGCGCCCGCCUUCCCCUCCGACCAGGUGGACAUGGACAUCUCGGAGAACGCGGCGCCGGGCACCCGCUUCCCCCUCACCAGCGCCCACGACCCGGACGCCGGCGACAACGGGCUGCGCACGUACCUGCUCACCCGCGACGACUACGGCCUCUUCUCGCUGGACGUCAAGUCGCGGGGCGACGGCACCAAGUUCCCGGAGCUGGUGAUCCAGAAGCCGCUGGACCGCGAGGAGCAGAGCCACCACACGCUGGUGCUGACGGCGCUGGACGGCGGCGACCCGCCCCGCUCGGGCACGGUGCAGCUCAACGUGCGCCUCAUCGACUCCAACGACAACAGCCCCGUCUUCGAGGCGGCCUCGUACGUGGUGGAGCUGCCGGAGAACGCGCCGCUGGGCACCGCCGUCAUCGACCUCAACGCCACCGACGCGGACGAGGGCACCAACGGCGAGGUGCUGUACUCCUUCAGCGGCUACGCGCCCGAGCGCGUCCGCGACCUCUUCAGCAUCGACCCGCAGAGCGGCCUCAUCCGCGUCAAGAGCAACCUGGACUACGAGGAGAGCGGCCUCAUCGAGAUCGACGUGCAGGCCCGCGACCUGGGGCCCAACCCCAUCCCCGCCCACUGCAAGGUCACCGUGCGCCUCAUCGACCGCAACGACAACGCGCCCGCCAUCGGCUUCGUCUCCGUCCGCCAGGGGGCGCUCAGCGAGGCCGCCCCGCCGGGCACCGUCAUCGCCCUGGUGCGGGUCACCGACCGCGACUCCGGCAAGAACGGGCAGCUGCAGUGCCGGGUGCUGGGCGGCGGCGGGGCGGGCGCGGUGCCCUUCGCCCUGGAGGAGAACUACGACAACUUCUACACGGUGGUGACCGACCGGCCGCUGGACCGCGAGGCGCAGGACGAGUACAACGUGACCAUCCUGGCCCGGGACGGGGGCAGCCCCCCGCUCAACUCUACCAAGUCCUUCUCGGUGCGGAUCCUGGACGAGAACGACAACCCGCCCCGCUUCAGCAAGAGCCUCUACGUGCUGCAGGUGCCUGAGAACAACAUCCCUGGCGAGUACCUGGGCUCCGUGCUGGCCCAGGACCCAGACCUGGGCCAGAAUGGGACUGUGUCCUACUCCAUCCUGCCCGGGCACGUGGGCGACGUCUCCAUCUACACCUACGUCUCCGUCAACCCCACCAAUGGCGCCAUCUAUGCCCUGCGGAGCUUCAACUACGAGCAAACCAAGCACUUUGAGUUCCGCGUGCUGGCCAAGGACUCAGGCUCGCCCCAUCGUGAGAGCAACGCCACAGUGCGUGUCACGGUGCUCGACGUCAACGACAACGCGCCCCUCAUUGUUCUGCCUGCCCUCAUCAAUGACACUGCGGAGCUCCAGGUGCCACGCAACGCUGGCGUGGGCUACCCCGUGGGCACCGUGCAUGCCCUGGACAGUGACUUUGGGGAGAGCGGACGCCUCACGUACGAGAUUGUCGAAGGCAAUGAGGAGCACCUCUUUGAGAUGGACCCCACCAGUGGUGAGAUACGCACUUUGCAUCCAUACUGGGAAGAACUCAGUCCCGUGGCUGAAUUGGUGGUCAAGGUCAGUGACCAUGGCAAGCCCAGCCUCUCAGCCGUGGCUAAGCUGAUUGUCAGGGCCUUGGCUGGACCACUGCCCGAAGCUGGUGAGCCACAGGUGAAUGGUGAGCAGCAUCGGCGACCACACUGGGACCUGUCGCUGCCCUUGAUUGUGACCUUGAGUACCGUCUCCAUCAUCCUACUAGCUGCCAUGAUCACCAUUGCUGUGAAGUGCAAGCGGGAGAACAAGGAGAUCCGCACCUACAAUUGCCGCAUCGCCGAGUACAGCCAUCCCCAGCUGGGAGGAGGGGGCGGCAGCAGCGGGGGAGGAGGAGGAGGCAGCGGUGGCGGGGGUAAGGGCAAGAAGAAGAAGAUCAGUAAGAAUGACAUCAUGCUGGUGCCCAGUGAGGGGGAGGACAGCAGGGGCCCCCUCAAUGUCAUGAACGUAGUGAGCAGCCCAUCCUUGGCCACCUCACCCAUGUACUUUGACUACCAGACCCGUCUGCCCCUCAGCUCACCCAGGUCCGAGGUGAUGUAUCUGAAACCCGCCUCCAACAACCUGACUGUGCCCCAGGGACAUGUGGGCUGCCAUACCAGCUUCACAGGGCAAGGAACUAACGCCAGCGAGGCUCCCCCGAGCCGGAUGUCCAUAAUUCAGACAGACAAUUUUCCCGCAGAGCCCAAUUACAUGGGCAGCAGGCAGCAGUUUGUUCAAAGCUCCACGUUCAAGGACCCGGAAAGAGCCAGCUUGAGGGACAGCGGGCAUGGGGACAGUGAUCAGGCUGACAGUGACCAAGACACUAACAAAGGCUCCUGCUGUGACAUGUCUGUUAGGGAGGCACUGAAGAUGAAAACUACUUCAACUAAAAGCCAGCCACUUGAGCAAGCAUUCCCGACUUUGCUUUCCUUUGCUAUCCUCACCCUACACACCAUCACAAGUAGACUUCAGUCUGUUGAUCUGCUUCUGCCAGAACAGCUAGGCAGAGGCCAAAGACCCAUUGUUGGGAUCUGUGGACCAGCCCGCUGUGAGGAAGGAAAAUUUUCAGAACAAGAAGAGUGUGUUAAUUGCACAGAUGAAUGCAGAGUGCUCGGUCAUUCUGACAGGUGUUGGAUGCCACAGUUCCCUACAAACAAUCAGGCUGAAAAUGCAGAUUAUCGCACAAAUCUCUUUGUACCCACAGUUGAAGCUAACGUUGAGACUGAGACUUACGAAACUGUGAAUCCCACCGGGAAAAAGACUUUUUGUACAUUCGGGAAAGACAAGCGAGAGCACACUAUUCUCAUUGCCAAUGUUAAACCUUAUUUAAAAGCCAAACGUGCCCUGAGUCCUCUUCUUCAGGAGGUUCCCUCAGCAUCGAGCAGCCCAACCAAGACAUGCAUUGAGCCUUGCACCUCAACAAAAGGACCACUGGAUGGUUGUGAAGUGAAAUCAGGAGCCUUGGCUGAAUCAAGCAGCCAGUACUUGUCAACUGACAGUCAGUAUCUAUCACCUAGUAAACAGUCAAGAGACACUCCAUUCAUUGCAUCAGAUCAGAUGGCUAGGGUCUUUGCAGAUGUACAUUCCCGAGUGAGCCGAGACUCAAGUGAGAUGGACUCUGUUCUGGAGCAGUUAGACCGUUCAAAUCGGGAUCUAGGGAGAGAGUCAGUGGAUGCAGAGGAAGUUGUGAGAGAAAUUGACAAGCUUUUACAGGACUGUCGUGGAAGUGACCCUGUAGCUGUGAGGAAGUGAAAAAAAAAAGUGUAGGCUGGCACUUACUUGCCUCUUCUGCUUAUCUGGAAAAAAAAAAGAUCGCCCCUGGUUAUAACAGUUUUACAGGGAUGAAGGAAGACCAAUGCUGCUUUAAGGCUUUUAGUGAACGUCUGAAGUGCCCACAAGUAUGUUCUUUUCACUGCUCUUUCUUUUUCACAUAAAAUACUGGUUUCAUUUUGACCAAACUUUCAUUAGGACAGUGUGAAGUACAUUAAGAACCAAGAGAAAGAAGGAAAGACAGUGCCAUUUUGACAAUCUGAUAGGAAGGUAUGAGAAAUGAGGAAUAGAACUACGUCUGAUAUUUUAAGACUGUCCUCAAUAGUUGAUGCUGACUUUACUGUUUACCUAUAAACCCCAUGAAAAGCAGGGUUGAAUCAUUCUGAUCUGUGGUGGAUUUCCAGCAGUCACCACAGGCUUCUACUGAAAGUCCUAAAAAAGAUUUUGUAGUAGUCCAAGCUACACCAAACAUUAACAUUCAUUUGUGGUAAACAUUUCUGUAUAAAAUUAUCUGCCACAAAAAUGAAACAAAAACACAAAAAACAAAAAUCAUUCCAGAUCAUUAUUCAACAAAACAUAUCCUGGUCAUUAGUAACACAACUCAUAUCAUAUUAAAGUUAAAUGUAAAAUGAUAUAGUCCAUUUUGUCCUGCACACACAUAAGCUAAUUCACUUGAUAAAAAGGAAAAAAAAAGGUUUUAAUGCCUAUUUAGCAUUUUAGUGUCCAACAAAAAUAUAAAUAGUUAGCACUAAGUUAGAAACAAACCUGAGGUAUAAUACAAGUUCGCAAAAAUAGUUACCUUUGAAGGGUAAUACGUGAAACAAAAUAACAUUAUUAACACGUUUUUAUUAAUUUGUGGACACUAAAAUAGCUCAGGAAAGUGAAAAUGUCUUAGACAUCUACACAAAUCACAUGACCAUUUAAAUGUGCAAAUGUAAGAAGAUUCAAUGUGUUUACAUCAAAUGACAUAUUUUUAUUGAUUUAUUGCAGAUUCAGUGCAUAUGAGCCAAAUCGUUGAGUGUAUAAGAGCUAUAUUGUGUAUUUUAUUAAAUUAAUAUAUAGUUGUGUUGCAAAAAUAUUUGGGCUUAUAUUGUAAAUGGCAAGUGUUGCCUCAGUAGCUGUCGAACUCUAUGAGUUUUGUUUUCUCCUGCUUCCUUUUCCCCAUGGAGUGUGGGAAGCAGAGCCUCAGAGCAAAGUCUCUUGUUUAAUGUAUGGUCUACAAAGUACUUCAGUACAUAAUCUGUUCAGAAUGUGUUUGAGUGAGCUGAUGGAGCUAACUGAACGGCCUACAAAUACAACUAUCAGUCAUGGUUAUGUGCAAAUCCUUCUAUUGCAAACCUAUGUUUAAUAACAAAAAUUACACUUGAACCAACACCUGAAACCUCCUUGUUUUUUUCCAAGCACAUAUGCAGACAGUCUGUUAGGUAACACAUUCUUGGUUGAAAUCACAACUGAUCCUAAUAUUUAAUGUUUUAUGCUACUGUUAAGUUCCUCGAGUAUAAAAAUGUGUCAGAGCCUGUGUGGUAAAGCGCUGUUUUUUCUGGUUUCUUGGAAAGUGCUAUGGUUUACAAAGGUUCUGGGUGCAGGCUGCUUAUUUUUUAUUUGUUUUUUUAACUAUUAUUUUAAGUUGCUUUGUUACCGCCUUGGAAUAAUUUACAAGAGAAUGUCUCUCUCUCUCUCUCUUUCUCUCUCCCUCCUCUCCCCCUCCCCCCUUUUAACGUCAACCCUUUAGAGAGUUUGGCAAACUUCAAAAUGGCUUCUAGAUGAAAAGCUGAAAAAAUACACAUUUAAAUAUUCCCUUAAAAUGAAACUAGCACAAGCACAAGAAGCAGCAGAGGAAAAGUUUAGACUAAAAUUUUCCUCUAGGUAUUUUAAAUACUCUCUAUGACAUAGCACCAUGAAACACAGUGAUAAAAAAUUGUUGAUCUGCAUUACACUAAAUUUAAACUGUCAUAUUUUUAAAUGUAUUUAAAAGAGUGAAUUUAAUUCAGGUUGGCCAUUUCAGAUCCCACAAGGCCGUACUUAAAUAAUAUUCAUCAGUUCAAGAAACAGAGUUGACCAACAUCUGGCUGUGAUGUUGUGUAUUCCGUGAUAAAGGUGUUCUCAUCUAGUCAGACCUACAAUGAAUUGUCUUUGGUUCUUGAAAAGCAGCCAUUACAAAAGUUUGCUCUCAGCUUCCAUUGUACAGAAAGUCUACAAUCAUAUGUAAACAAAGGAUAUUGUACAUGUUUUAUCAAGCUACUCUCCAUAUUUUGGACAAUUUGUGUAUCUAAAAUGUGUUGUUGUCUGUGUACUACAGUAUUAUUUUGCCAAGAGAUUGAAAGUUGAUUUUGCUUGAUAGCUAAAAUUCCAGAGAGGAUCCCUUUUUGUUUUGUCUGUCUUUUAUCCUUGUUUCCAUGGUGCCCAUCACUUUAGUUUAUGAGCACCAAGCUUUUAGUUCAGCCAGUGAGAUCCAUGAUUCAGAUAAACCUAAAUCAGUAUGUAAAUGCAGUCAAGUGAUGGAGGCUUCUGUAUUUUAUAAACAAUUUUAACAUUCAGAAACCAAUUGUACAAUUCACUGUAUGUGUCUGAAGACAUAAAAACACAACAUUUUGAGAACGGGCUGUGCCAGUGUAAAAGAAAUUUACCUUAAGGCUCUCUGUCACUAGUGAUUUACUAGCUUGAGCUGUUUAACACAUUAUCUGUAUUUAGUAGUUAUUAUUUAUUUACCAGUCUGAGGUAAUUCGAAAUUCAUGACUCACAGCUUUAGAGCUGAGUUUAGCAAAUCUUGCUUUUAUAUAAUUUGUCCAGCAACUGCCUUGUGUUGCAGAUCUUUGGCAUAUUGCUUCCAAUGAGGCUGUCCCGGAAUAUGAUAUCUGCGUCAUAAUUUAGGAGUCACCUGUCACUGCUGUUGAGACAUCAUGAUCAACUGAUAAAGUUUACAUGGGGGGAGGUUUUGAGGGUUAAGUUAGCAUCUGUGUGAUUAAGUGAAGGAGAUACCACACAUGGGAGAAGUAAAAUAUAACUGUUUAUCCUUCAACCUCCUUGCAAACAACUGGAAACAACCCAGCAAUUAAAACUAAAGCCCAUGGAUUAUUUCUUGCCUUUUUUACAUACAUAAGGCAGAUUUUAAAAGUGACUUUUAAUACUAAAUGAAAACUUCCACCAGACAAUUGUAAAAAUAAUUAUUGUUACAAGGGGAAAUCCAUUAAGCAACUAAUAAAGAUGUGUGAAAUAUGAGUGGAGAGGAAUGGAUGUCUAUGCCACUUGUAUAUUAACCAAAGCAAAUAAUAGAGUAAUAUUUCCUAUGAUUUCCGAAAAUGUUGACCAACCAAAUCAUAAACAACUGAAUUCAAAAUCAGUUAGAAAAUUUACUUUUUUCUAGGCCUGUCCUACAGAAGAGAACUUCUCUUGAAAUGUGAUUUGCCAUGAGAGCACACAGGAGAUUGUCCAUUUAGAAAUAUGACCAUUAAAAAGUCAUGCAGAUGCUAGUGAUGGAGCUCAAUGCUUUAUUCAAACUAGCUUUCCAGCUGUUUGUUGCCUAAUGGAGUAGAAAUGCUGAGGUCAACAAGUAGUCUGAAGUCUGGCAUAUUAUACGCCCACUCAUUAUUGUCUAAUUACAUUCUUUUGACACCAGGCAGCAUUUAUCAGUGCAUUAAUUCAAAUGGGAGUUUUGGCUAUCAAGAUUUGUUGAUUUGAAGUGUAAUUGAAUGAAACCUGAUUAAGGUCUUGACUUCUCUGGCCCCAUUGUUCCACAGGUUGGCAGUUCACAUUUAUCAACCCUUGUCUCCCCAUAUGGCUAAGAGCUGCACCAAGUGAUUGGUGAACAACACUACAAAAACAAAAGCAGCAUACGUUGUAUGGAUUAUCUCAACCGCUAUUGUUUAAUGGCUGUGUUUAAUGUGACCUAUCUGGAAAAUGAGGACUACGAAUAAAAAGCAAUUACUAAUA